UUCCCCUUGGGUCAUACCCACUUUUACUUCAACGCGUCAACAAUCGCUGCAACAGGACAGUUAACCUACGUAACCCAAAUUUUGUACGUAACGUGGAACGCGUCGUCGUCUAUCACCACAAGAAGCGAUGCUUCCAGUUGUUGCGGUGUAUUGUUUCCCUUGGGAAGUGAACUCUGGAGCCUUGCAAGAUGGAGAGUCUGUGCGAACAUUUGGCAGACUCACCCAAUAUGAGCCGGAGAAGUCCCAAGCUUCACUAACAACUCAGCAUGAUUCCAAAGAGCACCAUGUUGUCAUCAAUACCUCAUUUGUGGAACCAUUUAAUCCCAUCAUUGGAGCCCAGUAUAUAGUUCUGGGUGAAAUAGAAACAGCUCAGGGAGUUGACGGGGUGAGGGUCUGUGCGCGUGUCCUCAACUGUGUGGACGGUGUAAACAUUGCCCUUCUACAAAAAGUCAUCAAUGAGCAGAGGAGCUUCUUCAAGGAAAGGCAGAGCCAUGUGGAGGGUGCUGCAGUGCAGGAUGCAGACGCAACUUGAUCUUGAACUUGCUCAUGAAUUGCUGACAAUUUGGACAUUUAAAUUGUUGAAGCACUAGUUGUACUGUCGUCUUGUUUGCUGGGUGAUGACUCCGUUGAUGUUCUAAGCAUGGGAUCUGUCUGUUUUAUCUGUAUGUGUGGUUUAUUUAAAAGACUACACAAGAGA
Molecule: messenger RNA, 697 nt
Organism: Hippocampus zosterae (dwarf seahorse)
Lineage: Eukaryota; Metazoa; Chordata; Actinopteri; Syngnathiformes; Syngnathidae
Gene: ten1
Product: TEN1 subunit of CST complex
Exons: 3
Coding region: 128-532 (134 amino acids)
Biological process (GO): negative regulation of telomere maintenance via telomerase
Cellular component (GO): CST complex
Molecular function (GO): telomerase inhibitor activity; telomeric repeat DNA binding; single-stranded DNA binding
Source: RefSeq, a predicted model, not a curated record